Molecule: messenger RNA, 2396 nt
Organism: Coffea arabica (coffee)
Lineage: Eukaryota; Viridiplantae; Streptophyta; Magnoliopsida; Gentianales; Rubiaceae
Product: probable sarcosine oxidase
Molecular function (GO): sarcosine oxidase activity; flavin adenine dinucleotide binding
Source: RefSeq, a predicted model, not a curated record
CCUGUGUCUUGCUGAACCUUAAAUUAGGAAGCAACAAGAAUACUAUACUAUCAUUAGCAAGUUAUAUAGCCAAAUGAUACUAGAAGUUACAGGUUGGCUUGGCAAGAUUACGGGUUAAAAUUGACUACAGACUUGAAUGCUGAAAGGCGCAGGUUUACAGGUAGAUUUGGUCUUGUCCACCACCCUAAUUUAUUUCUUGCACCUUUUUAAAAGCAAAAAUACUAAAACAAGUCGAAUAAUUGCUAUGUUCUACAAGAUUAAGUUUACCUAAAUAUUUGUCUUUGAUUUUGUACUCACAUUCUUACGUGAUGGGCUGGACAAGUAGUUUUCAAAAUUUAUGCUUUUUUUUUGGGUAAUAUGUUCACUAAUUGUACAAAACACUGACCUAUCCCCACCCUUAAGAGAAAAAAAUUGUAGCAAUGUUGAAAUAUCAACUCCUGAAAAGACAACCAUGGCAGCUGGCUUGUCGUUUCUAAACUCGAAUAUUCGACCGACACAAGCAAGGAAGAAGCGCAGAAGGUACGCAGAUGCACGCAUCAAAACCAGGUUUGUCGAUAUAAAAAGAAAUAAUCAAAACAUAGUAAUAAUUUGUUUUAACAAACAGUCCAUGAUUCAAGGGAAAACGUUUAUUUUUGUUCAGACGAAAGUGAAAGGAAGGGUAGAAAAUACAUCUUUUUUCCUGUUAGGUCAACUCUUAUAAAGAAAGACCAAAACAAAGUAAUUCUUAUAAAGAAGACCAUUAAAAGGAAACUUCGUAGAAAGGGCGUGUUAAGUAAAGAGGGUAAUGUUAUCAUUUUUCAACUAUUAAAAAAAGGUCAAGUACAUUAAUUUAUGACAAAAUUUUAUAAAUACGAAUCCAACUCACAUUCUUGGGGCAUUCCUCCUCAAUUUGUUCGCCAUUUUUUAGCAUCAGAGCAUCAAGAAAGAGAGAGAGAAGCCUAAUCAAGUAGCUUUCGCAACUCCAUUAAUCUCUGGUGAAUUACAAAAGUUAAGGGAUGGAAAAUUGUACUGAAAUUUUUGAUGUAAUAGUGGUUGGAGCAGGCGUUAUGGGCAGUUCUACAGCUUACCAAACAGCUAAACGUGGCAAGAAGACACUCCUGCUUGAGCAAUUCGAUUUCUUGCACCACCGAGGCUCCUCCCAUGGUGAAUCAAGAACCAUCCGUGCAACCUACACCAAAGAUUUCUACCCUAAAAUGGUCCUAGAGUCAGCAAAACUGUGGGAAGAAGCCGAAGAAGAAGCUGGUUACAAGGUCUACUUCAAGACUUCCCAAAUUGACUUGGGUUCAUCAUACGACAAGUCCCUCCAGGCCAAGAUAUCCAGCUGCCAGAAAAACAGGGUUCCUGUUCAAGUUCUCAACCAUAACCAAGUUUCCGAAGAGUUCAAGUUUCAAUUAACUGAGGAUUGGAUUGGUGUGGUGAUUGAGCAUGGUGGCGUUAUUAGGCCAACCAAGGCAGUUUCAAUGUUUCAAAUGCUUGCAAUGAAGAACGGCGCAAGCCUUAGAGACAACAUGGAAGUGGUAGAUAUUAAGAAAGAUCCUUCCAAAGAUGCCAUCUUGGUCAGCACCAGAAAUGGUCAAAUGUUUUGGGCGAAAAAAUGUGUUGUCACAGUUGGAGCUUGGAUGAAAAAAUUGGUCAAGGAAGUUGCAGGUCUAACUCUACCCAUACAACCCCAGGAAAUAACUGUAUACUACUGGAAAAUAGAACAAGGGCAUGAGGCUGAGUUCACGAUUGAAAGUGGUUUUCCGACUUUUUCGAGCUAUGGUGAGGCUCACAUCUUUGGCACUCCAUCUUUGGAGUUCCCAGGACUGCUCAAAAUAUUAGUGGACGGUGGCCAUCCCUGUGAUCCAGACAAGAGAACUUGGUCUGCAUCGCCUGAUACGCUUAGUGCAACAAAAGAAUGGAUCCAAAGCAAAUUUGGUGGUCUCGUUGACUCCAGCGAACCUGUCUUGACACAAUCUUGCAUGUAUUCUAUGACCCCUGACAAGGAUUAUGUGAUUGAUUACUUGGAUGGAGAAUUUGGGAAGGAUGUUGUGGUUGCUGGAGGCUUUUCAGGACAUGGUUUCAAGAUGGCACCAAUUAUUGGGAGGAUAUUGGCUGACCUUGCUAUAGAUAUGCAAGCAAAAGAUGUGGAUAUGAAGCACUUUAAUAUAAAAAGGUUUGAGGGAAACUCAGAAGGAAAUCAUGAGGAUUUUGACGAUUAAGUCGAUUCGGUUGAUUUGAGGAAUGAUUGAAGCGAAUACCAUUUUUGUGUCGUUCCUGUCAGAUAUUUGAGUUACGAUGAUUGAAUUGCUACAACUUUGAGACAUCUAUUGUACAUGCACUCAACCAGUAAUAACACUGAUUCCACUCGCCAUAUUAGUCCAACAUGCUAAUUUAAGUAAUCUUUCUCUUGUGCU